Messenger RNA from Hypanus sabinus (Atlantic stingray), 2252 nucleotides. It is a transcript of the gene crym, whose product is annotated as crystallin, mu. Gene Ontology annotation, cellular component: cytoplasm. The coding region runs from base 107 to 1042 and encodes 311 amino acids. Gene Ontology annotation, biological process: thyroid hormone metabolic process. Lineage: Eukaryota; Metazoa; Chordata; Chondrichthyes; Myliobatiformes; Dasyatidae. The record is from RefSeq and is a predicted model, not a curated record. Gene Ontology annotation, molecular function: thyroid hormone binding. The transcript is spliced from 8 exons.
UCCGUCAGGCCCGCCUCUUCGCGCUUUCCCCUCUCCUCCUGCCUUAGGCCCACCCUCUCCCAGUCCCUCCCCUAGGGAAGGCCGUAGCCGGGGAGGCGGCAGCGAGAUGUCGGCGGCUCCGCUCUACCUGAGCGCGGCCAAGGUGGCGCGGCUGCUCGAGUUGCCGGGGCUAUUGCCGCUGCUGGAGGCGGCGCUCGGCCGCUUCUCGAGCGGGGACGGCGGGGUGGAGCAGCCGGUGCGGAGCACGGUGGCAUUGCGGCGCUACCGCGGCUUCCUAGGGGUGAUGCCAGCCUACAGUGCGCAGGACGACGUUUUGGUGACAAAAAUACUCAGGUUUUACCAAGGGACUGAUUCAGUUCAUCUCUCAACUGUGCUGCUGUUUGAUCCCUCCAAUGGAGUCUUAAAGGCGGUGAUGGAUGGCGUAGUGAUCACGGACAAACGAACGGCCGCGGUGUCCGCCAUAGCAACCAAGUACCUGAGACCUCAGAGCCUGGAUGUGCUGUGUAUCCUGGGGACGGGUGCUCAGGCCGUGAGCCAUUACCAGAUCUUCACUCAGAUCUUCCCGUUUAAACAGGUGAAGGUGUGGAGCCAAACCCGCGAGCGGGCAGAGAGAUUUGCACAGAGGGUGGCGGGUCCCGUGCAAGUGUGUGGAUCGGCUCAGGAGGCUGUCAGUGGUGCAGACGUGGUAAUCACAGUGACCAUGGCCACUGAACCAGUGCUGUUUGGGCAGUGGGUCAAACCCGGAGCCCACGUCAAUGCUGUUGGGGCCUGCCGACCUGACUGGCGGGAGCUGGACGACGCGCUGAUGAGGAAUGCUGUCCUCUAUGUGGACAGCAGGGAGGCUGCUGCCUGCGAAUCUGGAGACGUCAUUCUGUCGGGGGCGGAGAUCUUUGCAGAGCUGGGAGAGGUGAUUGUGGGGAAGAAGCCAGCCCUGUGCGACAAGACCACAGUUUUCAAAUCGCUGGGAAUGGCCAUUGAAGACGCGGUAACAGCAAAACUGGUCUACGACCGCUGGGAAGCUGAAAACAGUCAGAAGCCAUGACGAGAGUCUCCCACUGACGGCUGCAGGUGGAUAACAAGGAACCUUACGGAAAGGGAGAGUUUAAUUCUUUGCCUUAAUUGAUUUUUUUGUUGUUAUGAAAUACAUUGGUGACAUUUAUGAAACCCUUAGAUAGGCACAUGGAUGAAAGAAAAAUGAAAGGCUCUGUGUGAGGGGUGAGUUAGAUUGAUCUUGGAGUAGGUUAAGAUGUCAGCACAAGGGCCUGUACUGCGCUGUCCUGUUCUAUCUGAUCCUGUUUAAAGAAACAUUGAGUAAAGUUAGGGCCUUUGAUUAUAUUCCUACAAGAUCAAACCCAUUUGUCCCCUUGUGCUUGCUCCAGCAUUCGACUCCAUGUUCCUCGCAUCCCAUAGUGACUAAAAAAUCAAUUUGAAUAAGACAUAGGAGCAGAAUUAGGCCCUUUGAUCUGUCAACUCUGCUCUGCCAUUCCAUCAUGGUUGAUUCAUUAUCCCUCUCAACCCCAUUACCUGUCUUCUGGCUGUAUCUCUCAUGCCCGACUAAUCAAGAAUUUACAAACCAAGGCUGAGUGACCUACUCUGUACCUGUUUUCUUAUGUUCUUUCACCAAACCCCUAAUAUUUAAAUGACUUAAAUACAAUCAAUAACCGCACCUCCAUACCUGCUUUACUUAGAGAAUUACAAAGAUUCACUACCUGCAAAGAAAGAGUUAAAUUUGAUUCCUCCUUGGUAUAUGCUAAGACGUGCAACACAAAAUGGAGGUACGUGCGACAAAAUGGAGUCAGCUUGGAAUGGAGUGAUAUCCUGGAGAUGCGCGUGGACGCACAUCCUUGAGAUAAGGUAUCGGUAAAGACCUUCCCUCUCAGUUUCUAAGUGAUCUGCCUAGGCCAAAGGUCGCGAGAGAUAAGGAUGUACGAGCUGACACCACUCGGGGACGUAGAAGUAGUGGGGUAAAUGUUAUUUUUUUCUGAAGGGCUUAAAAGGGGCAAUUUCUUCAUGCAAGUGAGAAUCUUCUCUGGCUGGGUUGCAACUAGGAGUUGGAGAUAAGAGACAAGGAGGGAGGGAAGGGGAGAGAAUUAAAAAAAACACAACUGCCAGGCCUCACUGGUUCCCUCCAGCAAAAUGUUGUGUGGUUUAGUGAUUGGUUGAUAAGUGUUAUUUAGUCUCUUUCAUCACUUUAUUGAUUUAUUUUCCCUUCUGUAUGCUUUAUAUAACACUAAUAAAUCUCAUAACCUUUA